Branchiostoma floridae (Florida lancelet) is the source of this 248-nucleotide messenger RNA. Its product is annotated as glutamate receptor ionotropic, delta-2-like. The transcript has 2 exons. The record is from RefSeq and is a predicted model, not a curated record. Bases 9 to 248 code for a protein of 79 amino acids. NCBI's taxonomy places the organism in Eukaryota, Metazoa, Chordata, Leptocardii, Amphioxiformes, Branchiostomatidae.
ACCAAAAGAUGUGGAAGUUUAUGACAAACUCGGACCCGCCCACCCUGAUGAACACAGCGGAAGAAGGCUUCAGAAAGGUACGUGAGGGGAACUAUGCCUUCAUCUGGGACACGCCCAUCCUGGAGUACGUGGCCCUGAAUGACCCCGAGUGCUCCCUCACCACCGCAGAGAACAGCUUUUACGAGCGAGGGUACGGCAUCGCGCUUCAGAGGGAUUCUCCGUACAGGGAGGCGUUCUCUUACGGGUAG